AUGAAACUACUCACGUCAUUAGUAACGUUAUGUACUAUACAGUCUGUGAUAUCGUCCUACUGUUUUUGGAAUACAGGAUGUCCAUACAAAUAUUUUUCUAACAAAACACCAUAUAAUUCUGUCAGAGGUGAUAUAAGGGAUUCUGUCAUCAAACUAACCGGUUGUGAACCAGUCAGUAUUUGGGCAAUAGUAAGACAUGGCCAAAGGAACCCAGGUCCGGACUUUGGCAAAUACAUGAAAGAUGCUCUAGUAGUGAGCGAUUACCUGAUGUCAGCCUACGAGAAAGGAAAGUCCUCACUUUGCGCUCAAGAUAUCGAAAAUUUACGCAAUUGGCCUAUCAAUAAGGAUUUGUUCGAUAGACCAUUUCAACUUACCAAAGAAGGUUUUCUGGAAUCUGAAGGUAUUGGAAGAAGACUAAAACAGGCAUUCCCAAAACUACUUGGAAAAUUAGAAAGUAAUGAUUAUUUGUUCCGAAGUGCGGCCGAAGCUUGGAUGGCAGAGAGUGCCAAAGGUUUCAUUCAAGGAAUUUCCAGUAAACCUUUGACUAUGCAGCCACCUAGACCUGAUUACGAUAUUUUGGCCCCUUACGAGAAAUGUGCUAAGUAUCUUAAAGAAGUAAGAAAUAAUCCAGAAACGUUUGCUGCAUCGAUAAAGUAUCAAUCUUCUUCAGAAUAUCUUGCGUCAAAAGAUAGAGUCCAACGGCGGCUGGGUAUCGAUUAUCCUCUGCAAGCAAGAAAUAUAACAGCUUUGUACGACUUGUGUCGUUACACUUCUUCGGGAAUGACCAACACAUUCAGCCCGUGGUGUGCGUUGUUUACGACCGAAGAUUUGAAAGUUAUGGAGUAUGUAGCCGACUUGAGACAUUACUACAAAAGUGGUUACGGAACACCCAUGAACGAGCUAUUCGGCCAGAUUACUUUGACCGACCUACUUAAAAGUUUUCAAGAAGCAAAGAGUGGAAAGGGGAGAAAAAUUACGGGCUAUGUUUCUCAUGCUACUAUGAUGGAUAUGAUUCACACAGCCCUUAAAUUAUUCAAAGACGACGCACCCUUAUCUAGUUCAAAGAGGAAGCUCGACAGGAAAUGGAGAAGUAGCAAGCUGGCCAUAUUUUCUGCUAAUGUAAUAGCUGUCCUUAACAAAUGUAAUAAUGGACCUGAUGACUACAAUGUGGUAUUUUACUUGAACGAAGAACCAUUGCAAUCAAUAUGUAGAGAAGGAGUGUGCACAUGGAAAGAAUUCGAAGACAAACUGACACCAUUUUUGAACACGAACACAGAUUUCUGUAACGUAACUUCUUCUUCAUAG
This is a messenger RNA of Spodoptera littoralis (African cotton leafworm), 1305 nucleotides long. The record is from the annotation of a GenBank genome assembly. Lineage: Eukaryota; Metazoa; Arthropoda; Insecta; Lepidoptera; Noctuidae.